Molecule: messenger RNA, 1344 nt
Organism: Fusarium coffeatum
Lineage: Eukaryota; Fungi; Ascomycota; Sordariomycetes; Hypocreales; Nectriaceae
Exons: 3
Coding region: 1-1344 (447 amino acids)
Biological process (GO): zinc ion transmembrane transport
Cellular component (GO): plasma membrane
Molecular function (GO): zinc ion transmembrane transporter activity
Source: RefSeq, a predicted model, not a curated record
AUGAGCGAUCACUCAGAUGUUCCCCGAGGGGAGUCAUGGGCUUCGAUCUCGACGGACACGAUUCUCGCGGAAUUGAGGCGACGACAGGAAGAUGGCGAGAAACCGGCGUGUGGUUCAAGGUCAAAGGGAUCUUAUGAUACGUCGGCGCAUGUGUUUGCAUUGGCUCUUAUCUUGGUGCUGAGCACACUGGCAUGCGGUUUCCCUCUAUUGUCACGACGAACGAUGCGCGGCCGAAAACAAAAAUCUAUCAUAUUCUACUGCCAGCAUAUUGGAACCGGCGUCCUACUGGCAACGGCCUUUGUUCACCUCCUCCCUACCGCUUUCGAGUCAAUGACCGAUCCAUGUCUCCCUGAUUUCUUCAGCAAAGGAUAUACACCUUUCCCUGGCCUUGUGGCUAUGGUGUCUGCGAUCAUUGUUGUCGGUAUCGAAUCGUACUUGACUGCGCGAGGAGCUGGUCACUCUCACUCUCAUAACCACGGUUACUUUGACUCCGACGACGAACACGAGAGCGAACUGCCAAUGAUGGAUACAACUGGAAUGUCUGACAGGAGAAACGGAUCGCGACCACCGGAUAUCCAUCUUGAAGCUAUGGAGAGCCAAGGACUUGUUGCUGGUGUCUCACCUCUGCCGGGAUCGUCGCCUAUGGUCGGUCAUGAGUCUAAGAAACUAAGCGAUGACUUCAAUGACGCGGAUUCGGAUCUCGACCUCGAUAUGGACGAACUCGAUCCUUCUGGACCAAGCAGCAUGAGACGUCGCAGUGGAGCUUACAACUCUCUCAAACCCGAAGCAGCCGACGAGGAGCCUUUGACACCAAUGACACCUAUGUCUCCAGGUCCACAAUCACCAGAGGAGCAGCAGCGCAAGAUGCUGCAAUGUAUCUUACUUGAAGCUGGAAUUCUUUUCCACAGUAUUUUCAUCGGCAUGGCCAUCUCCGUCGCUACAGGACCUGCCUUUGUUGUUUUCCUGGUCGCUAUCAGCUUCCAUCAGACAUUCGAAGGACUCGCCCUCGGCAGUCGCAUCGCCGCGAUUCAAUUUCCACGCAAAUCUAUUCGGCCGUGGCUUAUGGUUCUAGCCUACGGAGCCACGACACCCAUCGGACAAGCAAUCGGGCUUGUUGUGCACCGCAUGUACGACCCCAAGAGCGCCGGAGGCCUUCUCGUUGUUGGCUUCAUGAAUGCUGUGUCGUCUGGCCUCCUGUUGUAUGCUGGUCUUGUACAACUACUCGCAGAGGACUUCCUGACAGAAAAGAGCUACAAGAUAUUGAAGGGUACGAAGAGACUGCAGGCUUACAUGGCUGUCUGCGGUGGUGCGGUCUUGAUGGCUGCCGUUGGUGCCUUUGCCUAA